Messenger RNA from Alligator sinensis (Chinese alligator), 2981 nucleotides. Its product is annotated as adenylate kinase isoenzyme 1. The record is from RefSeq and is a predicted model, not a curated record. The coding region runs from base 1193 to 1876 and encodes 227 amino acids. Gene Ontology annotation, biological process: nucleoside triphosphate biosynthetic process. Lineage: Eukaryota; Metazoa; Chordata; Crocodylia; Alligatoridae. Gene Ontology annotation, molecular function: ATP binding; AMP kinase activity. The transcript is spliced from 3 exons. Gene Ontology annotation, cellular component: cytoplasm; cytosol.
AUUCGGCCUCAGGGCAGGGCCCAGGGGAUUGGGGGCAGGGCCCUCAUUUCCUGGGGUCUUUGGGGCAGGAGAUGGAUCCUGGCCUCUGUGUCCUGGCUCAAAUACAGCUGAUUGUCCCCCCCCACACACACACUAAGGACCCCCAGUAUGCCCCCACCCUGAGCUCAGGCCUGACACCCACACCCCUUCCACCUCUCCCCAUUGCCUUCCAGCCAAGCAGAGCAAAGCCAGUCCUAUGCCCAGACCCAGGUCUUGUCCUGGGUAAGGACAAGACCCCUGGUGUCCUGAAUCCACCCCCACCACACACCUUUCAAGGUCACCUUGUUGCCAGCACCCAUGAGAGUUAGCUCUCCACCACCAAGACUUCCCCUUCUCAGUCAAUCCCAGCCCAGGCUAUCCCCCCUCCCCCCCAGGUGCCUUGUGACAUCAGAAAGCCCCUAUGGGCCAGCAGCAGGGCUGGGGCAAACAUGGCCAGAGCUAGUUUUCCACAGAGCUGAAGGAAGCUCAGGCCAGGCGGGUGCCUUGGGGACCCCAGCAACGGCUACGUGGCAGAGGGGGACCCUUCGGUGGCUCUGCGAUGGGGUUGUGCCAGAGCCGGCUCCCCAAGACUGCCACACCUCUCAAACCUGAGCUGAGGGGUAACCUGGCGGGGGGAGGGGGCACCUGGACACCAGAGUUCUGUGCCUCGACUCUGAGGGGAGCAGGAUGAAGCAAUGGGAAACAGGGGAAUCUGGGCAUUUGAUACCCAGGAUGGGGGCGCAAAACAGGACACCUGGGUUCUGUCUCCAGCCUGGGGGGAGGGAGCAGAGGGUCUCAUAGGUUAGAGUCAGGAUGGAGCCAUGAGCCGGGAUGCCUGGGUUCCAUCCCAGGUUAGGGAGAGAAGGGGUCCUAGAUAAAGGAGCAGGGGUUGAUUAGGCACAGAUCUACCCAUCACCUGCCACCUUCAGCAAUGAUGCCUAGAGCAGAGAUGGGCUUCGGGCCCAUACCUGCAUCCCUGGAGCACGCUGGUGGUUGAGCUAGGAGGGAUUGCUCUCAGCAGAUGGCUGGGAGGGGGAGGGAGCUGGGGAACAGCCUGCCCUGGUCCUAGGCUCCCAGCACUGGGGUAGCCAGUGGGUUCAAAUCCGAGCCCUGUGAUCUCCCUCCCUGUCUCUCCCUGCUCCCAGAGAAGCUGAAGGCUCCCAUCAUUGUCUUCAUGGUGGGGGGGCCAGGCUCUGGCAAGGCAACACAGUGCCAGCGCCUGGCUGCCAAGUAUGGCUUCCACCACCUCAGCAUGGGCCGUGUGCUGUGGGAUGAGGCCUGCAAGCUUACCACCCAGGGCCAGCAGAUUCGGGACAUCAUGCUGAAGGGAGCUCUAGUGCCCUCUGGAUUUGUCAUUGACCUGCUGAAUGACAACAUGCUGAAGAACGAGGGAGCCAAAGGAUUCCUGAUUGAUGGCUUCCCCCGGGAGAUCAACCAAGCCAAGGACUUUGAGUUUAUCGUGAGUGUGAUGCCUCCCAGGGCAGGGCUGGGGAGGAGAUUGAGACCAGCCCUCCUGGCCUUGCCCCAGGAUGCUCCACCAACAGAAGCCAAGGACCCAGGCUCCCUCCCUGACUGGGCCCUGGCUAUGCUACAGGCCCGACGCCCCCCCAACAUGGUGAUUGCCUUUGACUGCUCCACCGAGACCAUGAUCCAGCGCCUGCUGCUGCGGGGGCAGACGGGGCACCGAGCUGAUGACCAGGAAGCCAUCAUCCGCCAGCGCCUGGAGACAUACUACUCCCUGUGUGAGCCUGUGGUGGCCUAUUACCACCAGAACAACCUGCUGCGCAAUAUCAUGGGUGAGGAGUCAGAAGACGCUAUCUUUGCCAAGUGCUGCUCCGUCAUCAACAGCCUCCUGUAGCAGAGGCCCCAGCCACCACAGCUGUGCCAGCCACCACCUCCAAUAAAGAUGCUGCUACCAGCCAAUGGACAGUCUUAACUUCAGGGGCCUACACCAGAGAGCGGGCAGCUGCCCACUGCUGGGCUAGGAGGGGCACCAGAGCACUGUAUGCUGCAUGUCUCCCCUGCCCCUGCCUUCCCCAGGCACCUACCUGCACACUUCAGCAGAGGACAGGACCUGGGAGGAUUCUUGCAUCCAGCCCAGGGAUGAGGCUCCAUGGCUAAGGGGAGCAGAUGGAAGCAGCACCAGAAUAGCUGAUUUAUCCCCUCCUUACACCCAGUCACAAGCUCAGCAUAGCUCCAGGGGACAGACCUCAGGAGAGAAGGGUGGGGGCUCUGAUAUACAGUGCUCCUCACUAUCCCACCACCAAGUCACCCCUGUACACCCCCCCCAGCAAAAGCAUUAAGGGACAGGUCCACCUAAGAGACAGGAUCUCUCGGGCUCCUGCCCAAGCUCAGGGAAGGGGGCAUAAGACCAAAAGCUCCUCUUGCACUGGUGGGACACUAGCAAAUGUCAGACACUAGCUCUCAGCUACAACAGGCAGAGGAGGAUGGGGGUACUGGCCUGUGGUGCACACAGCUGUCCCCGCAAGCCACUCUGCUUACAGCAAGGGUGGGGGGUAGCAGCAGGGAAAGGGCCCCAGGAGCCCACCUGGGAUCAACCUAGAUCCCAACUGUAUAGUGGUAAUGCUGCUCUAAACUCUCCCAGGUGGGGCACUAACAGGGCAGGACCAAGUCUGUUCCCUUCAGUAACCCCCACUGAAAGCAGCCCAAAGCCAGGUGCAGAGGUGGGAGUUCUGCCCUCAUCCUCUCAUUCCCAGCUCCAGCCCCCCUUCCCCCACAGGGCUGCCAGCCUAGAUGUCACAAACAGGCAAACCACACAACCAAGAACCCCAGGGCAGCUAGUAGCGGAGGAUUAAACAGAGAGCAUUUCAUAUCACAGAAAGAGGCAACCGCCUGCCUGGCCUGCAGGCAGCUCCGAGUUUGUGACUCCAGGCUCAGCAAAGUUCCCAACCUCCAGGCGCCUCCAGCUGGGCUGGAAGGACAGAUGGACGGCACCCAGCGCC